AUGAGUCCUACCUUGGAUAUACUACCUGGAGAGCUGCUAUACGACAUUGUCUUGCACUUCGAUCAGGACAGCUUCAAACAGUCGCUUCUCGCACUCAGCAGAGCUAUCCCGCGAUCCCCAGUCCCCGCAUUUCUACUAUUUGAGAAGAUACACCUCGAACAUGGAGACCAAGUCUUCAAGCUCUACCGCCGUCUUCGCCACGCCCCCGAGGAUGCUGCUCGCGUGCGCGAAUUCUCAUUUGAGAGCUGGAUCGUCGAUGCGGACAUCUUUGUCAAUCUCAUGGCCCUCCUGCCUUCUCUGACGUCACUCAAGAUGCACAUUGGGCCAAACUUCGCCCCGGAACACCUCGAGGAGAUAUUCCAGCCCCCUCGUACGCAUCUGCGUUUUCUUUCUAUGCGAUUUCGACCAUACGUUCAGAGGGCUACGUACUACCAGUUUCUCAAGGGUGCAUACUUUGAUUCAACCAUCCUAGCAUUGUCUGGUUGGCCAGAGCCUGCACUGCCCAUACUAUCCAUCGUACAAGAUCCACUCGAUCCUGCUCUCGCACCAACGAACUUUGCCCAGCCGCUGGUGUUCUUCCGCCUGGACCCCUUGUCUGCCCUGGCAGUAUCUCCGCUGGCGGAUGAACUCAAGCAGUUCCGCCUGCGCAUACCAGGGCGUCAAAUUGCCCGCCAUCUGCAUUCUAUCAUGCACUCAUUCCCCGCCCUGGAAUUCCUCGACCUGUCGACCAGCAAUGUCGGCAGCCACGAUGUCGCCGGGCUGCUUGGGCGCCUCCGAGAACUCCAGAUUCUGGUGCUCGACGGCUGCCCGAUUGUGAGCCAGCGUGUCGACGUUCAGAUCGAUGCCGGCGACCCGUUCCUCCAGUGGGCAGAGCUCGGCGAGGCCCUCGCGCUCGCCGGUGUCGCGCGCGCGACCGAGCGCGAGAAGCGGCUUCGCGCGUGGACCGACGCGUACUACGCCGCGGAGAACGAGCAGGAGACGACCGAGAAGGGCAAGAAGGCUCGGCGCGGUCGCAAGGGUCUAGCCACUGCGACCAUCUCGUUGCGUGCGCCCGAGCCCGAGCGAGUCCUGCAGCCAAGCAGGGACAUCCCACCGGCGCGAAUACCGAAACGCGACCAGCGGAUCCGCGUGCUACCGCCUGCCCCCGUGCUCUGCUCGCUCGCGACGAGCUUUCCGGGUGCGCUAACCACGGGCGUCUAUGAGGAGGUGAAGGAGGCGUUCGAGCGCGGCUGGGCGGUGGGCAUCGCACGGCUCCAGGCCAUUCGGCUGCGGCAUCUUACGAGUUGGCGCAAUGGCGUGUCUCGUGUAGUGCGUUUCGCGGAUAGGGGGUCGGCGGAGUGGGAGGAAGAGGAGGAGUACGGAGAGGAGGGUCUCAUUGGGUUCGUCGACGUAACGGAGGAGAACGCGUUCAUGCUCAAUGUUGUCGGGGAAGAUCAGACCGAGGGAAGUGCUGGGACGGGCCACUCCUGUCCGCUGUUGUGUGUUGCUGGACCCGAGCGUGAUGCGGCACAUGUUGACGGUUGCGGACACCGGGCGGGCUGGGACAUUUACAAGGACGAGAUUUAA
Molecule: messenger RNA, 1566 nt
Organism: Trametes versicolor FP-101664 SS1
Lineage: Eukaryota; Fungi; Basidiomycota; Agaricomycetes; Polyporales; Polyporaceae
Exons: 3
Coding region: 1-1566 (521 amino acids)
Source: RefSeq, a predicted model, not a curated record